AUGAGCUCGUACAGCUACGACCCGUACUACAGCAGCUCCUACAAGCGCCGAGUGGUGGAGAGCAGCCCUCGGCUGCACGUGCGGAGCAGCUAUGUGUCCCCCAGCAGGAGCAGCUACUCCCCCGGCAUCGGCAGCAGCAUGCGCCGGAGCUACACCUCCUCCUCGUCCGCCGCCUCCACCCUGCUGCCCAGCGUCGACUCCCUGGACCUGACCCAGGUGGCCGCCAUCAGCAGUGACCUGAAGAUAGUCCGCACCCAGGAGAAGGCUCAGCUCCAGGACCUCAAUGACCGCUUCGCCAGCUUCAUCGAGCGGGUCCACGAGCUGGAGAAGCGCAACAAGGUGCUGGAGGCGGAACUGCUCCUACUCCGCCAGAAGCACAGCGAGCCGUCCCGGCUGAGGGACCUGUACGAGCACGAGGUGCGGGAGCUCCGCCUGGCCCACGAGGAAGCCGCGGGGGACAAGCAGACACUGCGCGCGGAGCGGGAGCGCCUGGAGGACGCCCUGAGAGGGCUGCAGGUGCGCUACGAGGAGGAGGCGCUGAGCCGGGAGGACGCGGAGGCCAGGCUGCUGGAUGUGCGGAAGGAGGCUGACAUGGCGGCGCUGGCCCGGGCCGAGCUAGAGAAGAGGAUGGACAGCCUUCUGGACGAGAUCGCCUUCCUGAAGAAGGUGCACGAAGAGGAGCUGGCCCAGCUGCAGUCCCAGGUGCAGUACGCCCAGAUCUCCCUGGAAGUGGACGUAGCCAAGCCGGACCUCAGCUCUGCCCUGCGAGACAUCCGGGCGCAGUACGAAAAGCUGGCGGCCAAGAACAUGCAGUCCGCGGAGGAGUGGUUCAAGUCCAGGUUCACCGUCCUGACGCAGAGCGCCGCGCGGAACACAGACGCAGUGCGGGCUGCCAAGGACGAAAUGUCAGAGAGCCGGAGGAUGCUCAAAGCCAAAGGGCUGGAGAUCGACGCCUGCCGGGGGGUCAAUGACGCUCUGCAGAGGCAGAUCCAGGAGCUGGAGGACAAGCAGAGCUCGGAGGUGGCACAGAUGCAGGAUGCCAUAAACAAAUUAGAAGAUGAACUUAGGAAUACAAAGAGUGAAAUGGCAAGGUAUCUGAAAGAGUAUCAGGAUCUGCUUAAUGUCAAGAUGGCGUUGGAUAUAGAAAUUGCUGCAUACAGGAAGUUACUGGAAGGGGAAGAGACCAGGCUGAGUUUUUCUGGUGUUGGGGCCAUCACCAGUGGAUACACACAAGCUGCCCCUGUAUUUGGACGCUCUUCAUACAGCCUGCAGAGCAGCUCCUACAUGUCUUCUCGCUCAUUUCCUACCUACUACUCCAGAGAUGUCCAAGAAGAGCAGCUUGAUGUAGAAGAGACCAUUGAGUCCACCAGGGCAGAAGAAGCAAAGGCUGAAGCCCCAGAGGAUGAAGAAGAGGCUGCAGAAGAAGAAGAGGGAGAAGGUGAAGGAGAAGAAGAAGGAGAGGGAGAGGGAGAAGGUGAAGGAGAAGGUGAAGAAGAAGGAGGAGAGGAGGGAGAGGGAGAAGGAGGAGAAGAGGAUGAGGGCAAGGAGGAGGAGGGAGAUGAAGAGGAAGGUGAAGAAGAAGAGGGUAAGGAAGAUGAAGCUGAAGAAGAGGGCGAGGAAGAAAAAGAGAGGAGAAGAUGAAGCCGCAGAAGAAGAAAGUAAAGAUAAAAAAUAG
This is a messenger RNA of Staurois parvus, 1675 nucleotides long. NCBI's taxonomy places the organism in Eukaryota, Metazoa, Chordata, Amphibia, Anura, Ranidae. The record is from the annotation of a GenBank genome assembly.